AUGUUCAUCUCUAGAUCACAGCAUGCAUAUCACGGAUUGAGCAUCACACAGGUUGUUUUGAUAGCAGGUCUUUCCAUGCCAUCUCUCAUCAAAUCGUUACUCGUUCCGCAUCUUACGUCCAACGGGUUUCGCGUCCUGCUGUAUGAUCUCUAUGGCCGCGGAUACACAGAGGCUCCAUGCGCGUCAGAGGUGAAAUACGAUACGGAGAUGUAUGUGACCCAGCUCGCCCUGCUCUUAGGUCAUGUUGGCUGGGACAAGGCCGCCAUUGUGGGAUCAUCUGUGGGUGGAGGUAUUGCGAUUGCCUUUUCUGCUCACUUCCCUCAGAUGGUAGACGGUAAAGUCGGCCUAAUUGGAUCUUGUGGUGUCAUGCCGCAAUGGGAACCACCACGUAGUGUCAGACGCGCCGUCUCCCCUGCUCUGCAAUACCUGAGAUCGUCUUACCUUGGUAAAAAAUAUUCAACACAGCUCUUGACACGAAAAAAGAUUCCGCCGCAACUUCCAACGCCUGUUACGCAGCUCGUAGACAAGGGUCAUGCUCUUAUGCAAGACCUUGAAGAGGCAAGUUCCCGGCGACGGGUGAUAUUACUACAUACUAACAUCCAUCCCCUAGCUCGUCCAGAUUCAACAUUAUCUCCUUCCCGGUUACACACAGGCCAUUGCAUCGACGCUUGUUCAUGGGCCCAUUCGCAACUUGGAGACCGAGUAUGCAGUAUUAGCUCUAGCGGCUGCCGAGAAGCGAGUGGAUGUUAUUCUGAUCUGGGCAAGUGGAUUUAA
This is a messenger RNA of Heterobasidion irregulare TC 32-1, 774 nucleotides long. Its product is annotated as Alpha/beta hydrolase. The coding region runs from base 1 to 774 and encodes 257 amino acids. Lineage: Eukaryota; Fungi; Basidiomycota; Agaricomycetes; Russulales; Bondarzewiaceae. The record is from RefSeq and is a predicted model, not a curated record. The transcript is spliced from 4 exons.